AUGCUGAGUUUGGAGUUUACUCCAAAGUGUGUAUGCUGGAUCCAUAAACGCGGCGCAUCAUUGCCCCUGCUUGCCCUAUGCAGCGCGCCAUUGGAGGUCCUGAUUACUAUUCUGUAUUGGGGACUUGUUGCGAUUGACAGGAGGCUGGUGGUUCCGCCCGAGGUAGAGAUCAGUCUCUAUGCGGAUGUGGGAUUCCAUGCAAUGCCGGCGAUCCUACUGACGAUUGAUUUGCUGUUCUUGAGUCCGCCGUGGACGCUACAUGCGCUGCCUGCCAUGGGCUUAAGCUCGGUGCUAGCGGUGUUGUACUGGGUGUGGGUGGAGCAUUGUUAUAAGUACAAUGGAUUCUACCCAUACCCCUUGUUCGAGCAGCUGAACAUGAAUCAAAGGGCAGCAGUAUUUGCGGCAGCAGCAUUGACGAUGACUAUCAGUACGGGGAUGUUGCAGUGGUUAUAUGGUAGGGUGAAUGGGUUGAAAGGGGCUCAGAAGAAGAGCACGCCAAGCAAUAUCAAGGGCGAAUGAAGAGAUGAGAUCACGAAUGUACGAAUGUGUAUACGAAUGAGCAUGACUGCGGAAUUGGGUGUUAGACCAGCUUUAAAAAGUUCACGACUUGUUCUGUAGUAAUGCUACUGACGUAUUUCACG
Amorphotheca resinae ATCC 22711 is the source of this 641-nucleotide messenger RNA. RefSeq lists its product as hypothetical. The transcript is spliced from 2 exons. Bases 1 to 519 code for a protein of 172 amino acids. Lineage: Eukaryota; Fungi; Ascomycota; Leotiomycetes; Helotiales; Amorphothecaceae. The record is from RefSeq and is a predicted model, not a curated record. Gene Ontology annotation, cellular component: endomembrane system; membrane.